GGAACAGUUAAGAGGGAAGUGAAGAGAGGAAGAGGGAAUCCAUCUAACUUGUCAGGCCUUAACAGGCUAAAAGCUCCUUUGACUUGACUGACUUCCUGCCCCAGGUUUGAGACGGAUUUGUGAUAAAGUGAGAGACCAUGGUGGGCAAAAUGAGACCCCUGUUCUUCAUUCUCUCAGCUCUCUGGGGAACAGCUUAUACCAUCUCUGUGCAAACACCUACGAAGGUCCUACGAGUUGCCCAAGGAAAGGGUGCCACACUCCCAUGCUUGUAUGACACCACAGUUGCGGGAAGGAGUGGAUUCAUCCAAUGGGACAAGCCUCUAACGGACCCUCCAAGUCAGGUACUGGUAUGGUCCUUCUCCUCACAACAGUACAACUUUGGGAAUCAGUACACAAAUCGAGUCAACCUGUCCGGCAACUAUCAGACCAACGAUGCCUCCAUCACCAUCAGUCAGCUGACCAUGGAUGACAAUGGGACCUAUGAAUGCUUACUGAUGCUUGAUGGAGAUUUAACUGGAAACAGACAAGCAAGGAUGGAUCUCAUUGUUCUGGUGCCCCCCUCCGUACCAGAGUGCAGCAUUGAGGGGGAAACUAUAUAUGGGAACAACAUCCAGCUAAAAUGUCACUCCAAAAACGGAUCUCCAACUCCCCAGUACAGCUGGAAGAGCUUUGACAUCGAGUACAAGGAACGGCCACUCUCACCACCAGCUACAGGAAAUAACCUACUUCUGAAAAACAUUUCCCAUGAUACUUCUGGCUACUACAUCUGCACCUCCACCAACGAGAUAGGAACUGCGUUCUGCAAUAUCACUGUUGCUGUCAGGCUUCCCUCAAUGAACAUUGCCCUGUAUGCUGGGAUUGCGGGAGGCGUGGUUGCUGCUUUCAUCAUCAUCGGCAUCAUUGUGUACUGUUGCUGCUGUAGGAACGAGAAGGAAAAAGACAGUGAGAGACCGGAUCGAGAGGAUUAUCAGGAACCUCCAGAGCAGAUGAGAGAAAUACACAGAAGGGAUGACAAUGAGGAAGACAGGAAUCAGGACAGGAGGAGUUCUGGGUGGGACUCACCUGUGCCCAGCUCCCGGUGACUGAAGCUGCCUAAUGUCUUGUAUGGAUAAAGGGAGGAAGAGGAGAAAAGAGUAUGAAGAGCAUAACUUUUUUUCUUUUUUUAAAUGACGAUUUCCCCCAA
Molecule: messenger RNA, 1183 nt
Organism: Vombatus ursinus (common wombat)
Lineage: Eukaryota; Metazoa; Chordata; Mammalia; Diprotodontia; Vombatidae
Gene: GPA33
Product: glycoprotein A33
Exons: 7
Coding region: 138-1082 (314 amino acids)
Cellular component (GO): plasma membrane
Source: RefSeq, a predicted model, not a curated record